Messenger RNA from Nestor notabilis (Kea), 859 nucleotides. It is a transcript of the gene TST, whose product is annotated as thiosulfate sulfurtransferase (rhodanese). NCBI's taxonomy places the organism in Eukaryota, Metazoa, Chordata, Aves, Psittaciformes, Psittacidae. The record is from RefSeq and is a predicted model, not a curated record. Gene Ontology annotation, molecular function: thiosulfate-cyanide sulfurtransferase activity. Gene Ontology annotation, cellular component: mitochondrion. The annotation marks the transcript as partial. Gene Ontology annotation, biological process: transsulfuration. The transcript has 2 exons.
UCGGAGGCCGUGCGGGCCGGACGGGUCGGGCCGAGCCUGCGGGUGCUGGACGCCUCCUGGUACCCGCCGCAGGAGCGAAACGCCCGGCAGGAGUUCAAGGAGAGGCACAUCCCCGGGGCGUCCUUCUUUGACAUCGAGGUGUGCCGGGACCAGUCCUCCCCUUACGACUUCAUGCUGCCUAGCGAGUCCCACUUCGCCGACUACGUGGGGCGCCUGGGGGUCAGUAACAACACCCAUGUGGUGGUGUAUGACGGGGACAAGGUGGGCACCUUCUAUGCCCCCCGUGCCUGGUGGAUGUUCCGGGUCUUUGGGCACAAGGAGGUCUCAGUGCUGAAUGGUGGCUUCAAGAACUGGGUGAAGGAGGGCCAUCCUGUCACGGCGGAGGUCGGCCAGCCCACCCCAGCUGUCUUUAAGGCCAAGCUGAACACGGGCCUGCUGAAGACCUUUGAGGAAAUGAUACAGAAUGUGGGGUCCCUGCAGUUCCAGGUGGUGGAUUCCCGCCCCGAGGGCCGGUUCCGGGGGACCGAGCUGGACCAAGGGCUGGAAUCUGGUCAUAUCCCUGGUGCGGUGAACAUACCCUUCCAAUCAUUUCUAACAGAAUCUGGUCAUGAGAAGAGUAUUGAGGAGAUCCAAGAAAUAUUCCGUGAGAAGAAUGUGGAUCUCUCAAAGCCACUGGCAGCCACGUGCCGCAAAGGUGUCACGGCAUGUCACAUUGCCUUGGCAGCCUUCCUGUGUGGCAAGCGUGAUGUGGCUAUUUAUGAUGGUUCCUGGUCAGAGUGGUUCCACCGUGCCCCACCUCGCUACAAGGUCUCUGAGAUGAAGCGCAACAAGGCCUAGAGGGACACUUGUUUCUUGGGCA